AUGGUGAAGUUAGCAGGAGAACCAGGGGUGGGUUGGGAACAGGAUGGGGCAGUGGUAAGGCAGGAGGAGGGAGCUUGCCUGAUACCUUUAUUCAAAACCAAAGAUUCAGAUACAUACUGUACUUCAAAUGACAACAAUCCUCCUUUGUGUCAUUCUGAAGCUGAAGAUAUUGAGCUUUCAGUUACAAAGAUUUCUGCAAAUAGCUUUAUGACUGUACAUUUGAAAUCAAAAACAGUUACAUGUGAUAAUAGGAAUGUGACAAAUCACUCAAACUUCACAUGUGAAGAAUAUAAGAAGAGUGUCAGUGCUAGUUCAAUUUCUGUUAAUCAUUUUGAUGAUUUAUAUCAACCUGUAGGGAGUUCAGGUAUUGUUUCAUCUCUUCAGAGCCUUCCACCAGCUAAAGUGGACAGUUUAAAUCUCUUGCAGUGUGGAGAGAGCAUAUCUCCAGUUCAGGAUCCUAUUCUGAAGAGUAAAAGCACGAUGUUUUUAAAGCAUGGAGAGAAAGAAACAGUAGUAGAAGUAGGUAGUGGCCUUCCUGAUUCAGGAAGGGGAUUUGCUUCCUGGGAAAACAGGCAUAAGAGUGGGCUAUCUGGAAAAUGUGUGAAAGGGCCUCAAGAAGGGAGUUCCAGAGUGCCUGAUAAAAGAGGAAGAUCAGAAAUGUCUUUAGAUGAAGAAGAAGGAAGAGGACAUACACAUACUUCUGAUGAUUCUGAAGUUGAAUUUUCUUCUUGUGAUUUGAAUUUAACCAUGGAAGACCAUGAUGGUGUAACAUAUACCUUAAAAUGUGACAGUAGUAGUCAUGCCUCAGAGAUUAUUUCUACUGUCCAUGAAGAUUAUUCUGGUUCUUCUGAAAGUUCAGGUGAUGAAAGUGAUUCAGAAGACACAGAUUCUGAUGAUAGCAGUGCUCCAAGAAACUAUCUUCAGUCUGUUUUGGUUGUGCCAAAGAAUUCUACUUUGCCUAUGGAAGAAACAAAUCCUUGUUCAUCUCAGAGCAGUCAAAGUUAUAGACACUAUUCUGACCACUGGGAAGAUAAGAGAUUGGAGUCAAGGAGACAUUCAUAUAAGGAAAAAUUUGAGAGUAUAGCAAGUUAAGCCUGUCCUCAAACUGAGAAGUUCUUCUUUCAUAAAGGAACAGAGAAGAAUCCAGAAAUUUCUUUUACACAGCCCAGAGGAAAACACAUAGAUAACCACUUGUCUGAAAUUGUUCAUCCUCAGGGUGAUGGAGUUGAUAGUACAAGUUAUGCAGAUGUGAACUCUGACCUUCCAGGUCAUCCAAAUUCUCAGGAAACAAUGGAAGCCAACACGGUUUCUAGGCAACAAGGAGAGCUGCCAGUUCAUUCUUCCGAUGAUUCUGAAGAUGUCCCAAACAAAUCUCGGCAUCAGACCAUGUUCCCUUAUAGGUCAGAUAGUAGACUGGGAAAAACAGAGUUGAGUUUUUCUUCGUCUUGUGAAAUCUCCUGAGUAGAUGGCUUCCAUUCAUCGGAAGAGCUCAGAAACCUGGGGUGGGACUUCUCUCAACAAGAAAAGCCUACUACCACUAAAAAACCUCACAGCAGUUAUGGAACCUGUGGUGGGCAGAAGUAAGAGCCAAGUACAGACCAAUACAGUGGAAUUCGUAAUUCUUGGCAAGGCAAUGGCUACUGGGAUCCAAGAUCAGCAGGUAGACCACCUGGAACUGGGGUUGUAUAUGAUCAAAUUCAGGGUCAGGUACCUGAUUCCUUAACAGAUGAUCAUGAAGAGGAAGAGAAUUGGGAUCAACGAGGAGCUCACUUUUCAAGCCAGUCCAGUAAAUUUUUCCUAUCCCUUCAGAAGGAUAAGGGGUCAGUGCAAGCACCUGAAAUAAGCAACUAUUCCAUUAAGGACUUUUUAGCUGUGAAUGAAAAGAAAGAUCUCAAGAACUUAGAAAAAAAUUAUAUGAAAGAUAGAGAGCCUCUUAAAAAAAGGAGGCAGCGAUUGGAGAGUGAUUCUGAAAUUGAUGGUGAGCUUCAGGACAGAAAGAAAGAAAGAGUGGAGUUAGAGCAGGGAGAGACAGCAGUAACCCCAGGCACAACACUGGUUGGGCCUUCCUGUGUCAUGGAGGACUUCAGGGACCCACAGCAGUGGAAGGAAUGUGCCAAACAAGGGAAGAUGCCUUGUUACUUUGAUCUGAUUGAUGAGAAUGUUUAUUUAACAGAAAGAAAGAAGAAUAAAUUUCAUCAAGAUAUUAAGCGAAUGCAGUGUGAGUGUACACCUCUUUCUAAAGACGAAAGAGCUCAAGGUGAAAUAGUGUGUGGGGAAGAUUGUCUUAAUCGUCUCCUUAUGAUUGAAUGUUCUUCUCGGUGUCCAAAUGGAGAUUAUUGUUCCAAUAGACGGUUCCAGAGAAAACAGCAUGCGGAUGUGGAAGUUGUACUCACAGAAAAGAAAGGCUGGGGCUUGAGAGCUGCCAAAGACAUCCCUUCGAACACCUUUGUCCUGGAAUAUUGUGGUGAUGUGCUUGAUCGUAAAGAGUUUAAUGCCCGGGUCCAGGAGUACGCACGUAACAAAAACAUCCACUCCUAUUUCAUGGCCCUGAAGAAUGAUGAGAUAAUAGAUGCUACUCAGAAAGGAAACUGCUCUCGGUUCAUGAACCACAGCUGUGAACCGAACUGUGAGGCUCAAAAAUGGAUUGUGAAUGGACAACUGAGGGUUGGGUUUUUUACCACCAAACUGGUUCCGUCAGGCUCAGAGUUAACAUUUGACUAUCAGUUCCAAAGAUAUGGAAAAGAAGCUCAGAAAUGUUUGGGGUCAGCUAAUUGCCGGGGUUACCUGGAAGGAGAGAACAGAGUCAGUAUCAGAGCAGCAGGAGGAAAAAUGAAGAAGGACCGAUCUCGUAAGAAGGAUUCAGGGGAUGCAGAGCUGGAAGCUCUGAUGGACAAUGGGGAAGGCCUGUCUGAUAAAAACCAGGUGCUCAGCUUAUCCCUGCUAAUGGUUAGAAUUGAAACUUUGGAGCAGAAACUUACCUGUCUCAAGCUCAUACAGAACACACACUCACAGUCUUGCCUGAAGUCUUUUCUGGAACAUUAUGGGCUGUCUUUGUUGUGGAUCUGGAUGGCAGAACUAGGCGAUGGCCAGGAGAGCAACCAGAAGCUUCAAGAAGAGAUUAUAAAGACUUUGGAACAUUUACCCAUUCGUACAAAAAAUAUGCUGGAGGAAAGCAAAGUACUUCCAAUUAUUCAACGUUGGUCUCAGACCAAGACUACCAUCCCUCAAUUGAGUGAAGGAGAUGGGUAUUCUAGUGAGAAUACAUCACGUGCUCAUACAGCACUCAACACACCCGAUCCUUCCACCAAGCUGAGCACAGAAGCUGACACAGACACCCCCAAGAAGCACAUGUUUCGUAGACUUAAAAUUGUUACUGAAAAUAGCAUGGACACUGCAAUCUCUGAUGCUACCAGUGAGCUAGAAGGCAAGGAUGGCAAAGAGGACCUUGACCAGUUAGGAAACAUCUCCUUGGAAGAAGAGGAAGAGUUACAGUCACAACAACUACUUACACAGCAACUGCUUGAAUCUAAAGUUGACAGUGAAAUCACUGUGGAGGCCAGUAAGCUACCCACAUCUGAACCAGAGGCUGAUGCUGAAAUAGAGCCUAAAGAGAGCAAUGGCACAAAACUAGAAGAACCUACUGCUGAGAAAACACCAUCCCAAGAUGAAGAGAAGGGUGUAUCUGGUGUGGAAAGUGAGAGGAGCCAGGAACAGCCUGAUAAAACAGUAGAUAUAUGUGAUUUGGCCACCAAGCUCCUGGACAUUUGGAAGGACCUACAGGAGGUAUAUUGAAUUCCAAAGAAAAGUCGAACUGAAAAGGAGAAUAUAAUAACUGAAAGAGGAAGGGAUGAUGUUGGCUUCAGAGAUCAAACAGCUGCCCCAAAGACUCCUAACAAGUCAAGAGAGAGAGACCCAGACAAGCAAACUCAAAAUAAAGAGAAAAGGAAACGAAGGGGCUCCCUCUCACCACCUUCUGCCUAUGAGCGGGGAACGAAAAGGCCAGAUGACAGAUAUGGUACACCAACUUCUAAAAAGAAAGUACUAAUUAAAGACCACAGUAAAUUUUCUACAGAGGAGCGUCUGACAUUGUUUGAGCAAGAGGUGGCUCAGCAGGAGGCUCAGAAACAAAACCAGAUGCAGAACCUGGGAACGAAGUCUCCGUUGCCCUAUGACUCUCUUGGCUACAAUGCCCCUCAUCAUCCCUUUGCUGGCUACCCACCAGGUUAUCCCAUGCAGGCCUACGUGGAUCCCAGCAACCCUAAUGCUGGAAAGGUGCUCCUCCCCACACCUAGCAUGGACCCUGUGUGUUCUCCUGCUCCUUAUGAUCAUUCUCAGCUCUUAGUAGGACAUUCUGCAGAAUCCCUUGCUGCCCUUCCACCUGUGCCAGUUGUGCCACAUGUGACAGCCCCCGUGGAAGUUUCCAGUACACAGUAUGUGGGCCAGAGUGAUGGUGUGGUACACCAAGACUCCAGCAUUGCCAUCUUGCCAGUGCCAGCCCCAGGCCUGGUCCAGGGACACAAUUACAGUGUUUGGGAUUCAAACCAACAGUCUGUCAGUGUACAACAGCAGUACUCUCCUGCAUAGUCUCAAGCAACCAUAUAUUAUCAAGGACAGACCUGUCCAACUGUCUAUGGUGUGACAUCACCCUAUUCACAGACAACUCCACCAAUUGUACAGAGUUAUGCCCAGCCAAAUCUUCAAUACAUCCAGGGACAACAGAUUUUCACAGCUCACCCACAAGGAGUAAUGGUACAGCCAACAGCAGCCAUGUCUACGAUAGUUGGACCAGGGCAGCCUCAGCCCUGCCAGCCCCGGAUGGUUGUGACAAAUAAUCUUCUGGAUCUGCCACCCCCAUCUCCUCCCAACUGGAAGACAGCCCAAGAUCCAGAAGGGAAGAUUUAUUACUAUCCUGUGAUCACAAGGCAGACUUAGUGGGAUUCUCCUACUUGGGAAAGCCCAGGAGGUGAUACCAGUCUUGAGCAAGGAGCUGAGAUGGACCUGGGAACUCCAACAUAUGAUGAAAACCCUAUGAGGACCUUAAAAAAGCCUAAGACAGCAGAAGCAGACACUUCCAGUGAGCUGGUUAAGAAAAGCAAAGAAGUAUUCAGAAAAGAGAUGUCCCAGUUCAUCGUCCAGUGCCUGAACCCUUAUUGGAAACCUGACUGCAAAGUGGGAAGAAUUACCACAACCGAAGACCUCAGACACCUCGCUCGAAAGCUGACUCCCGGCGUUAUGAAUAAGGAGCUGAAGUACUGUAGGAACCCAGAGGACCUGGAGUGCAAUGAGGAUGUGACACUCAAAACCAAGGAGUACAUUAAGAAGUAUAUGCAGAAGUUUGGGGCUGUUUACAAACCCUAAGAGGCCACUGACUUAGAGUGACUUACGGGACCAGGAUGGGAGGACGGGGGAACAAGGGGGACACACUCUGGGGAGAAGUCCUGUGGGUCCUCUCUGCCCCACCCCACUGUCAGGACUGUGCUGCUGAUGACACAUCACCCUGGGGAAUUCAAACCUGCAGAUUUCAACUGAAAGCCACAAAAAUGAGCUCCAUCUACAACAAGUGAUCCCUGGUCAUGAGCUGUUGGGGUAUGGUUGUUAGAGGCCAGCAGAGGCGAGGGCUUAUGGGAGACCCUUUUCUCUAAGACCUGGGCCAGGCCUGACCCCACUCUCAAACCUGGGUCUCCUUGGCGGUGCUGUCAGCGCACAGAUCCAUGUGCAUACCUCCGCAUGACCCCUUACCCUGAUGAUCUGAAUUAUAUUUUUAUGUAUAUUAAAUGUGAAUAUAUUGAAAAUAAUUUUUUUUCCUGGUUUUUUUUUUUUUUUUUUGCUUUUAGCCUCUCCAUGCUAGGAUCACAGGAAAACUUUGUAGGGACAGUUGAAGUUUUCCUGCAAGGUUUAAUCUGUUACCAUGUAAAUAUUCCAAAGCAGGCUGCCUUGUGGUUUCAGCCAGCCUUGUGCUAUGUUGAUAAGAUUGAUUUACUGCUUAAAAUCACUUUACUUUAUUCAAUUUUUACCGAACAUUUUAUGUAAAACAUAAAAUCAAUUAAAUUUAAAAAAUGGUUUAAUAGCAAAGUUAUGCAGUUUUAAAAAUCUAUUUUAAAAUUUAUAUUUGUAAAGGAUCAUAUUUAUCCUUUCUAAUCAUUUAUUAAAUAAUUUUGCCUUCUGGGUCAUAUACUCCAUAACUGGGCAGUGAGAAUAUUCAACAAUUUCUUAAUUUGUAAGGUUAAUUUCACAAAAUAAGAAAAAACCAUCUAAACCAACAUAUAAACUAUAAUAAGAUCCUUUUUGGAACCUUGAUGUGAUCAUUGAUGAAUUUAUGAUUUAGUCUGCCUCUGUCUUCUUACCUGUCUUGACCAAAAAUUCGUUUCCCCUCUCACAGGUUUUUGAAACUGGAUAAAGUAAUGUGCAUAAACUCUUGAAACUAAAUUCCAGUGUAUUAAAGAUCUGAGUGUACGAUGAGUAUCAUUUUAGCAAAAAUGAUGGAGCGUAUCUGAGUUCUUCAGUUUUGCAUGACUUGCUGCACUUGUAAAUUUACAGAGGUUGCCUCAUGGUUUUCUGCCGAAUAUGGAACUUGACAUUGUGGGUAAACGAAACCCCAGGUUAAUUCGUGUUGCUGCUAUUAAAGAUGCUAAUGACCAAAGAAUAAAGGUACAUGUUUUAGAUUAGUACAUUGUUAUGCUGGCAUUUUCACUGAUGCUUCCUGUGAGGCUGGCUACAGAGACUGAUGUUUUGGCAAAGUAGAAGAAUAAAAGCUUUGACUGACUUCAUUUCUAGUCACAUGUCUUUGGGUAGAGAGCUUUCUAACUGAUGUCUAUGUGAAAUGGGAAAUCUACAGGUUAGACAUGAGUAAUUUUGUGAGGGAUUCUAAUAAAUUCCUGUUUGGAUUUGCUGUUAAGACUUGAUAAUUUCUUAAAGCUUCUUUUUGUUGGUAUUAUCAGAUUUUUCUGGAAAUUAUUGACAUUUAACACCUUAAAUAUUAACAAUUAAGUAUUUGUUUCCUACUCUUAUUUGCCAUAUUAAAAGAAAAUAGAAAUAAC
This is a messenger RNA of Manis pentadactyla (Chinese pangolin), 7037 nucleotides long. Its product is annotated as histone-lysine N-methyltransferase SETD2-like. The record is from RefSeq and is a predicted model, not a curated record. Gene Ontology annotation, cellular component: chromosome; nucleus. Lineage: Eukaryota; Metazoa; Chordata; Mammalia; Pholidota; Manidae. Gene Ontology annotation, molecular function: protein binding; histone H3K36 methyltransferase activity. Gene Ontology annotation, biological process: regulation of DNA-templated transcription.